AUGGCCGCCAUGGCCGAGCUCGACCGCGCGCCAAGGCCGGGCCACUGCGGGGAUAGGCGGGGAGCCACGCCGGGGGGGAACGGGGCCACGCUGCUGGGACAGGGCGGGACGCCGAGGGCACAGGCCGUGCCGGACCGAGCGCCGCCGCGCGCAGGGAGGGGCCGGGGCGGGCGGACCCGGGCGCCGCGGCCGCGCCGGGGGCGAGGCUGGCGCGCCGCGACCGGGGCAGUGGUGGUUGCAUCCAUGGACUGGCCACAAGUCACAACAUAUAAAGCUCUGGUCUCGGCACAAGCACACAGGGAAGAGAUUAUACAAAAUCUCGGCGGAAUGAUAAGGGAGUUGCUGAUUUCGUUCAAUAAGAGGGCUGGCAAAAAGCCCAAAAGGAUUAUAUUUUACAGGGAUGGAAUAAGUGAAGGACAAUUCAACCAUGUUUUGCUCCUUGAAAUGGACACGGUAAGGAAGGCUUGUGCCUCUCUGGAAGAUGGGUAUCUACCCCCAGUGACAUUUGUCAUAAUACAGAAAAGGCAUCACACAAGGCUCUUCCCUGGAGUUCAUGGAAGGAGAGAUGUUACUGACAGAAGUGGGAACAUUCUUCCUGGAACUGUGGUUGAUACCGAGAUUUGUCAUCCGCGGGAGUUUGAUUUCUACCUUUGUAGCCAUGCUGGAAUCCAGGGAACCAGUAGGCCAAUACACUAUCAUGUCCUCUACGAUGAAAACCGUUUCUCGGCUGAUGGGCUGCAGAUACUCACAAACAGCCUGUGCUACACAUACGCACGAUGCACGCGCGCUGUCUCAGUUGUUCCACCAGCCUACUACGCUCACCUGGCAGCAUUCCGCGGGAGGUACUACAACGAACAAGGUAGCCCCGCCCCCGAUGGAACCUCAGUUGUCGGUGGCGAUGCCGCUGCAGCCGGCGAUGAUCCACCUGCGUGCCGCAGGCUCCCCCAGAUCAAGGAGAAUGUGAAGGAAGUGAUGUUCUUCUGCUAG
Zea mays is the source of this 987-nucleotide messenger RNA. RefSeq names its product protein argonaute MEL1. Gene Ontology annotation, molecular function: nucleic acid binding. The transcript is spliced from 9 exons. The coding region runs from base 1 to 987 and encodes 328 amino acids. NCBI's taxonomy places the organism in Eukaryota, Viridiplantae, Streptophyta, Magnoliopsida, Poales, Poaceae. The record is from RefSeq and is a predicted model, not a curated record.